This is a messenger RNA of Hyposmocoma kahamanoa, 1571 nucleotides long. It is a transcript of the gene Cyp40, whose product is annotated as peptidyl-prolyl cis-trans isomerase D. Gene Ontology annotation, molecular function: peptidyl-prolyl cis-trans isomerase activity; protein binding. Gene Ontology annotation, cellular component: intracellular membrane-bounded organelle. Gene Ontology annotation, biological process: protein peptidyl-prolyl isomerization. The coding region runs from base 150 to 1316 and encodes 388 amino acids. The transcript has 8 exons. Lineage: Eukaryota; Metazoa; Arthropoda; Insecta; Lepidoptera; Cosmopterigidae. The record is from RefSeq and is a predicted model, not a curated record.
GAUGCUUAGAAAGGACGAGUUGAAUUUCUAAGUUUUUAUUUAGUAUUUAGUGCAAUAGAAAGUGCUUAAAUGAUAUUAAUCGAAUUAUUUAUUGUACAUUUUAGGAAUAGCGUAAUUAAGCUUUAAUAAAACAUUCCACAUAAAAAUUUAUGAAUGCAAUGCCGGAUCCCAUACUCCAACAAAGGAACCCUGUAGUUUAUUUGGACAUUUCAAUUGACGGAGAACACGCUGGUCGUAUAUUAAUAGAAUUGAGGUCGGAUGUUGUUCCAAAAACUGCAGAAAAUUUUCGCGCACUAUGCACGGGAGAAAAAGGCAUUGGUAUAUUUGGACAGCCAUUGCAUUACAAAGGAUCUAAAUUUCAUAAAGCUAUUACACAGUUCAUGGUGCAGGGAGGCGACGUGGUACAUGGAGACGGUACCGGCAGCGAGAGCAUUUAUGGACAAAUAUUCGAUGAUGAAAAUUUUGAACUACAGCAUAGGUUUGAAGGUGUUCUAAGUAUGGCAAAUGCAGGUCGGCCAAAUACAAACGGUUCGCAGUUUUGUAUAACAACAGUACCAUGUCCACAUCUGGAUGGAAGGAAUGUGGUGUUCGGAAAAGUGCUAGCUGGCUUGGGUGUUGCGCGCGAGAUGCAACAGUGCGUUAUGGACGAUCACUGUACACCAGUUGUGGACUGCGUAAUAGAAAAUUGUGGCGAGAUCACGGAUCCAAAUAUUUGGGAUGUUUUUUGCAAAGAUGAGACUGAUGAUCGGUUACCAGAGUACCCCGAAGACCAUCCGCAUAUAUGUAAAUUUAGUGUAGACAAGUUAAUGAAUAAAUUAGCGGACGUGAAGAACGCAGGCAAUCAUUUCUUCAGCAAGGCGCGGUACAAAACAGCUGCAAGGAAGUACAAAAAGUGUUUGCGAUACAUUGACCACGUUAAAGCACAGAUUGACAAAUUGAACGAUACAAGAAAAGAUGACUUGUAUGAUACCACAAUUACCUACAUAAUACAAUGCAAUUUGAACCUUGCGGCGUGCUACAGAAGACUAGAAGACAAUGUUUCUUGUAUAAAGUAUUGCACAGAGGUUUUGCACAUAGACCCGCGUAAUGACAAAGCACUUUAUCGGCGAGGUCAAGCAAAUUUCGCUCUCAAAAACUACGACUUGGCGCUUUCAGAUCUCCGACAGGCAGAAAAGGUAUCUCCGAACGACAAAGCUAUACUAAAAUUACUUAACGAGGUACGGCGGUCUAACAAAAUCUACAACGAUAUGCAAAAACAAAGACUGUCAAAAUUUUUUCGUGAGCAAACGGAGAAAAUCACGGUCGGAUACGACUGAAUUAAGACUUAAAGUAGUUAUAUACGAUAUUCAUAGAUAAAACAAAUUUAUGCAAGUAUAUGUUAUCCGUGUCUGUGGGGCAAGAUAUUAGGAAACUUGGCCAAGUUUCCAAAUUCAAUGUGCGCGUUCACAGAGUGCAAUUUUCUAAUUUAAAACAUAACUGUACAAUUGGAAAUGAAAUUAUCUUUUCGGGGUUAAAUUUAUUGUCAAACUUAAGAACACGUUUCUGAAACAACGACGGUACCACAAACAUCC